AUGCAAGCUCAAUCCAACAUCUAUCCUAAAAGAUCAUUGUCUCAAAGAUCAACUGCCUCCACCUCCUCCCACACUAGCCAGUGCUCUCAGGAGAAGAAACAAUCUAGACUAUCGGGCUCUCUCUCUUCCAAGAUCUUCCGGUCUAAGACUCCUGCUCCAAUCGACAUCCCCCAGAGCCACCAAGACUCGAUGUCCCAGCCCCGAGAUAUCCCACGAAGCACAACAGAAACUUGUUACUUCCCAGACCAACAAUAUACCUCAACUAGCCCGACCCAGAUGUCUCCCACUAUGUCUUCACCCCAGUCCCCCAAGCCGGACUUCCUGAAGCGUGCUUCCACCCCGAUGCGCAAGAACAGCGACGACUACAAGCGCUACAGUGGAACUGUUAACCACUAUGGUCGCCAUUCGAACGACUGGCUCUUCGGUGGCUUCAGUGUUCGCGGGACUGUCCGUGGAGGCAUUGAUAAGCUCCGCAAGGAAAGCUGA
This is a messenger RNA of Penicillium paradoxum, 486 nucleotides long. RefSeq lists its product as uncharacterized. The coding region runs from base 1 to 486 and encodes 161 amino acids. The transcript has a single exon. The record is from RefSeq and is a predicted model, not a curated record. NCBI's taxonomy places the organism in Eukaryota, Fungi, Ascomycota, Eurotiomycetes, Eurotiales, Aspergillaceae.